Pieris rapae (cabbage white) is the source of this 621-nucleotide messenger RNA. RefSeq lists its product as uncharacterized. Lineage: Eukaryota; Metazoa; Arthropoda; Insecta; Lepidoptera; Pieridae. The coding region runs from base 1 to 621 and encodes 206 amino acids. The transcript is spliced from 4 exons. The record is from RefSeq and is a predicted model, not a curated record.
AUGAAACGAUUAAUUGUGUUACUCUUAUCCUCAAUAUCAAUACAAACUGAAGCCUAUCCCCAACCAAGGAUCCAAGUUUAUGAAAUAAGAAAAUCAAAUGAAAAUCGUGAUGUCGAUACCCACUACUAUGACCUAGAUGGUUCAACAAAAGAUGAUUUUAUGGAAAAUAUUGCCAAAAUUCAUAAAAAAAUUAAUUUAAAAAGCCUUAAUAAAUUAAUAAAGCUACUGUCCGCUAAUGAAGAUGUUAAACCUGUGAAUAAACUAAAAACUUUUUCCAAUAGAAUUUAUUCAAAGGAUAGAAAUGAAUUUAAAAAAAUCGAUAGUGAUCUAGAUCGCUUGAGUCGAGCUGACAUUGUAAGUUUUGAUGAUAAAGAAUCCAGAUCGGAAGACCUUAGUAAAUUGAUCCAGUACCUAACAAGAACUGAUGAAGAUAGGAUGAGUGACAAUUCCGAAUUUGAAGAUCUCACCCGAAGUUCACCUCUAGUUAUUGUAUCAGUAGAUGAGCAACCACAGGACGUAACCGCACUGGGAAAGCUACUACGCUCACCGCUACGAACUCAAUAUUAUGAAGACAGAACAGCGCCACCACCAAACGCACGGCCUUACGACAUCGACUUCUGA